Messenger RNA from Pipistrellus kuhlii (Kuhl's pipistrelle), 723 nucleotides. RefSeq names its product cytochrome c oxidase assembly protein COX16 homolog, mitochondrial. Gene Ontology annotation, cellular component: mitochondrial inner membrane. The coding region runs from base 158 to 478 and encodes 106 amino acids. Lineage: Eukaryota; Metazoa; Chordata; Mammalia; Chiroptera; Vespertilionidae. The transcript has 4 exons. Gene Ontology annotation, biological process: mitochondrial respiratory chain complex IV assembly. The record is from RefSeq and is a predicted model, not a curated record.
AAUGGGGGCGGACCCAGCCCGGGAGGGCAAGGGAAGGUGGUGAGUCCGGGACGUCCCUGUCUGGAGUGGAGGUUGAACCCCUGGGAUUCGCUAGGCGGCGGCGAGGCCGCGCCGGGCCUGCUGGGCCGGGCGUCCACGUAGGUCGGAGGGGCCCGUCAUGCUUACACACGCGGUGACGCGCGCCUUGCGCAAGAACAAGACCCUUCGCUACGGGGUCCCCAUGUUGUUGUUGGUUGUUGGAGGUUCUUUUGGUCUUCGUGAGUUUUCACAAAUCCGUUAUGAUGCGGUGAAGAUUAAAAUUGAUCCUGAAUUAGAAAAAAAACUGAAAAUGAAUCAAGUGUCAUUGGAAUCAGAGUAUGAGAAAAUAAAGGAGUCUGCUUUUGAUGACUGGAAGAAUAUUCGAGGACCCAGGCCUUGGGAAGAUCCUGACCUCCUCCAAGGACGAAAUCCAGAAACCCUGAAGACUAAGACAACUUGACUAUGUUGCUUCUUUUUUUUUUUUUUUUCCUUUUUUUUUUUUUUUAAUGUUACCAACUGAUUUUCCACUACAUACUCCUGUCUGGUGGAAAGAAAAUUCCAGAUCUGCAGAAGGCUGGUUGUGAGUAAUUUGGUGACAGAUAAUUAUGAUUAAAAAUCAGGUUCAAGUUUUGCUUCCCAACUCUGCCAUUUGCAAACAUAUAUUUUAUAGCACUCAAUAAAAAUGUGAACAUUGCUACUUAAAAA